This is a messenger RNA of Dufourea novaeangliae, 1692 nucleotides long. RefSeq names its product cell division cycle protein 16 homolog (gene Cdc16). The record is from RefSeq and is a predicted model, not a curated record. NCBI's taxonomy places the organism in Eukaryota, Metazoa, Arthropoda, Insecta, Hymenoptera, Halictidae. Gene Ontology annotation, biological process: cell division. Gene Ontology annotation, molecular function: protein binding.
AUGGCGCGUCAAAGUAUUAAUGCAGAUUCCGAGAAAAUGCAUAAUUUGUUGGACAAUAAAAGUAUAGACUUAGACAAUUGUAGAAAAUUGAUUAAAUCGUAUAUUGAUCUGCAUUUGUACAGUGCUGCUUUAUUUUGGGCAGAUAAAGUUGUUUCAUUAAGUAAUGAAGAUCCCAAAGACAUAUGUACUUUGGCACACUGCAUGUAUCUGAUGAAACAAUAUCAUAGAGCUGCCCAUCUCAUCAGAAGUCGUGGAUUGGAGAAGGCAGAUGUAAUGUGUCACUAUUUGACAGUAAGGAGUCUUCUGGAAGCAAAAGAAUACAAUGAAGCACUGCAAGUAAUUAGUGAAUCUGAAAUAUGUACAAAUAUAACCCAGUCAGGUAUCAGUUUUGCAGAUCGUACAGACAUACUGGAAAAUGCUCCAAAAAAUGUACAAAGUUCAAUAUUGUAUGUGAAAGGACGAGUGUAUGAAGCUAUGGAUAAUAGAGCAGUAGCAACUGAUUGUUAUAAGCAGGCAUUACAUUGUGAUGUUUACUCUUACCAAGCGUUUGAGGCCUUAGUUCAGAAUCAAAUGCUUCCUGCUUCUGAAGAGAAAGAACUUUUGGAAUCUCUUCCAUUUAGUGAACAGUGCACAGAAGCUGAAACAGAACUUUUACGUUUACUAUACGAGAGUAAACUGAAGAAGUAUCAGGAACCAAAUAAAAAGCAGACACUUGCAACAUGUAGUGUGAUGGGAGUUCUUGUCAGUGACAGAUUAUUAGGUAACUUGGACAUGGAAGUGUCAGAAGCAGAGAGAUUGUACUAUAAUUGCGAUUAUCAUAAAUGUUUCUCACUCACAGAAAGAAUAUUAAAAAAAGAUCCGUACCACAAUACAUGUUUACCAGUACACAUUGCUUGUCUAGUUGAAUUAAAGAAAACUAAUGCUUUGUUUUAUUUGGCACAUAAAUUGGUUGACUUGUACCCAGACAUGGCCUUAGCAUGGUUUGCAGUUGGAUGUUACUAUUACAGUAUAGGUAAAUUCUUUGAUCCGGCAAGGAGAUAUUUAGCAAAAGCUACAGCAUUAGACAGACUGUUUGGUCCUGCAUGGUUAGCCUAUGGACAUUCUUUUGCAGUAGAAAAUGAACAUGAUCAAGCAAUGGCUGCUUACUUUAAAGCUUCUCAAUUAAUGAAAGGUUGUCAUCUGCCACUUUUAUACAUUGGACUUGAGUGUGGCUUAACGAAUAAUCUUAAAUUGGCUGACAAGUUUUUCCAACAGGCUCAGGGAAUAGCCCCAAACGACCCGUUUGUCAUACACGAAAUGGGGGUCAUAUCGUUUUACAAUUUAGAUUACAAAACUGCGGAACGGCAAUUUAAGGAAGCCAUGAAAAGAAUUCAAGGCGGUCUAAAGGAUGUUAUCCUACCUAGUAAAUGGGAGGCACUGCUAAAUAACUUGGGUCAUACAUGUAGGAAGAUGAAGAAGUACGAAGAAGCCUUGGAAUAUCACCAACAGGCAUUAGUGUUGAAUCCAUUAAAUCCAUCAACGUAUUCAGCGGUAGGUUUCAUUCAUGCAUUAAUGGGAAAUACUCAGGAAGCUGUUGAUGCUUUUCAUCGGGCACUUGGUCUUAGAAGGGACGACACGUUUACAACAACCAUGUUAACUUAUGUGAUGGAACAACUUAUAGAGGAAUCACCUCCGUAUCCUGGUAUGAAAUAA